AUGUCUCUCCGUAUCGUUCCCGCCCAAGAAAACCACACCUCCUUCACCCAUCUCCCCUCCCACUCCUACGUCGCGCCCUCGGCCCCUGGGCUGCACGAUACUCUCCGCGCAGGCGUCGGCCCAUCGGCUUUCCACCCUCAAACUCAACCCAUCUCCUCCCAUCCCCUGGAAUCCCGUCUCCGCAAAUGGCACGCAACACAAGAAUCCCUGCGCAUGGAGACUCUGCGACGCACCUUCGGCAUGGCGGAGCCCAUCCGGCGGCAAAUGGAGCUCAAGAUUGUGAAGGAAGGUGAAUGGAAGCCGAUGUGUCUGGGCGGGGGGGUUAGGAAGGGGGUUCAUGAAGAGAUUCUGCGGGGGACCGACUGCGAUAUUGAGUGGGAGGAUGUGUUUGUGCAGGAGGAGAGCAUGCCGAUGGUGGGGUUCCAUGAGGAGGUGGAGAGGAAGUUGAAGAUGGAUAGGAGCUGA
Molecule: messenger RNA, 465 nt
Organism: Thermochaetoides thermophila DSM 1495
Lineage: Eukaryota; Fungi; Ascomycota; Sordariomycetes; Sordariales; Chaetomiaceae
Exons: 2
Coding region: 1-465 (154 amino acids)
Biological process (GO): proteasome assembly
Cellular component (GO): cytoplasm; nucleus
Source: RefSeq, a predicted model, not a curated record